Molecule: messenger RNA, 975 nt
Organism: Coffea eugenioides
Lineage: Eukaryota; Viridiplantae; Streptophyta; Magnoliopsida; Gentianales; Rubiaceae
Product: cytochrome b5
Exons: 3
Coding region: 257-664 (135 amino acids)
Cellular component (GO): membrane; intracellular membrane-bounded organelle
Molecular function (GO): heme binding
Source: RefSeq, a predicted model, not a curated record
CCGUCCGUCUUCCUUUACCAACCCCGCAUCCACUUACAUCUAACCUUUCUAAUUAGUGCUCUACUAAUUUGACUCACCAUUCACCAACCCUCAUCUUCUCACUUCUCUGAAUUCUCCUCUCGACGCCACACUCCUUCAUCCUCCUCCUCCUCAUUUUGCUCCCAAAUCGCUCUCUCCUUUCUGAUUCUUGGAGCCCAUUCAGAGGCCUGCAAGAGCCCAAAAAAAAAAGUCUUCUGGAGCAGCAAAAUAUUACCAGAUGGGUAGCGAAACAAAGGCCUUCACCCUGUCUCAAGUUUCUGAGCACAACCAUUCCAAGGACUGUUGGCUCGUCAUUGGUGGCAAGGUAUAUGAUGUGACAAAAUUCUUGGAAGACCAUCCUGGAGGUGAUGAGGUUUUGUUAUCUGCAACAGGGAAGGAUGCAACGGAUGAUUUUGAGGAUGUGGGCCACAGCACCAGUGCAAGAGCAAUGAUGGAUGAGAUGUGUGUAGGUGAGAUUGAUACAUCAACCAUCCCUUCCAGAACCAAGUACACCCCGCCCAACCAGCCUCACUACAACCAGGACAAGACAUCGGAGUUCGUCAUCAAGCUCCUCCAGUUCUUGGUUCCUUUGAUCAUAUUGGGGGUGGCUGUUGGCAUCCGUUUCUAUACCAAAUCAUCAGCUUGAAAGCUAAUGUUGUAUUAGAACAUCAUCCAUAAUAAGACUCUGAUCGUGAGAGGAUUCCACAGCCCCCUUCGUCUUCAUCUUGGAAAUCUAAACCUAUUCAAUCUGUUAAAUUUAAGGGGAGGAAGUACAAUGUUUCACCUUCCUUGCCAUCGAACACAUCGGUUUUGGUGUUAGUUUCUUUGAUAUGUGUUGCAUCUGAGUUGAUCGAGCUUGUUCUGAUCUCCGUAACUUAGCCUUCAGAAACAGUUCAUUUUCUGUUAACGUGCAUGUUCCGUAGUUUUCUGGUCAUCACAAACCAAUUUUGUUUGUUA